GGGUGGAGGCGCGUCCCGGCCUGCGGGGAGGCGCACGGGAGAGGUCGGCCUCUUGCACGUCCCAGGCUGUCGCCGACCGUGGGCGCGGCCUCUUCUGCCCCGCCCACUGACACGCCCCCGGGCCCCACUCCGGCUCUGGACCCAGCUUGGCGCGCUCCCCCCUGGGUGCCAUGGCCUCGCGGCUCCUGCAUCGUCUGCGACACGCCCUGGCUAGCGAUGGCCCCGGGGAGGCGGCGGCAGGCUCCGAGGCCGAGCAGUUCCCUGAAAGCUCCGAGCUGGAGGACGACGACGCCGAGGGCCUGUCCUCCCGCCUAAGCGGCACCCUCAGCUUCACCAGUGCCGAGGAUGACCCGGACGACGAAGACGAGGACGACGAGGCGGGCCCCGACUCGCCGCCCUCCGGAGACGGGACAUCGGGAGAAGACGCAGAACGGAGUCCCCCACCUGAUGGACAACGGGGCAGUCAACUCCUGGCUCGGCAGCUGCAGGAUUUCUGGAAGAAGUCUCGAAACACCCUAGUUCCACAGCGGCUGCUCUUUGAGGUGACCAGCGCCAAUGUUGUCAAGGACCCUCCCUCCAAGUACGUGCUCUACACCCUCGCCGUGAUUGGCCCAGGGCCACCAGAUCGCCAGCCAGCCCAGAUCUCCCGCCGUUACUCGGACUUCGAACGGCUGCACAGAAACCUGCAGCGGCAAUUCCGGGGCCCCAUGGCUGCCAUCUCCUUCCCUCGUAAACGUCUGCGCCGGAACUUUACUGCAGAAACCAUUGCCCGCCGUAGCCGGGCCUUUGAACAGUUUUUGGGUCACCUGCAGGCAGUGCCCGAGCUCCGCCAAGCCCCAGACCUGCACGACUUCUUCGUGCUGCCCGAGCUGCGGCGAGCGCAGAGCCUCACCUGUACUGGCCUUUACCGCGAGGCUCUGGCACUGUGGGCCAAUGCCUGGCAGCUGCAGACCCAGCUGGGCACCCCUUCUGGCCCAGACCGCCCUCUGUUGACUCUGGCUGGGUUGGCUGUGUGCCAUCAGGAGCUGGAGGAUCCUGGGGAAGCACGAGCAUGUAGUGAGAAGGCCCUGCAGCUGCUGGGGGCCAAGAGACCCCAUCCUUUCCUGGCACCCUUUCUAGAGGCCCAUGUCCGACUCUCCUGGCGCCUGGGCCUAGACAAACGGCAGACAGAAGCCCAACUUCAGUCCCUACAGGAGGCGGGCCUUACCCCCGUCCCACCCCCCAGCCUCAAGGAGCUGCUUAUCAAAGAGGUGCUGGACUAACUUUUAUUUGUCUUGCCGCGCUUCUGGGCGAGGGACUGCUCCAGGUCAAGGGACUGAAGGCAAUAGAGGACACUGAGCAGCCAGGGGCUGAGGAGUUCUGGGAGCCCCUAAAGUAGUUCCCGAGAAAGAGUCUGCAGCAGACUGAGAGGAACUUGGAUUUGUGGGGCUGGACUCCAAACAGGCUUUGGUUGGGGUUACCCUAGGAUGCUACAAGGAGGAAGUUUUGGGGUGGGCUCUUCAGCCUACCACAGCCGGAGGCUGUAAGCAAGGUCAGGAUCAGUGUUUCCUGUUUCCUUUUCCUUGGCCUCUACACCAGUAAAACAGCUUGGCUGAAGGGCUGGGUACUAGUAGUGGAGUCCUGAAGUUUAGAGACAGGAGGAGGGAAAUUAAAGGUCAGCUGCUUCAGUGUUAGCAAUCUCUUUAUUGAAUGUGAGAGGCAGGAAGCCCAGCUCUCAACUGUGACUCCUGCCUCAGGAAGGGCAGUAGAAAGAGUUCUUUUAACCCCAGGCCAAGCCAGUUAUCUUUGACUACAGCUUACUCGCAGACACUUGAGGCUUCAAUCGGAUCACACCCUCUUGGGCACAGGUCACAGCAAGGACCCCAUCCCGACGCCACAGCCGGCCGUGCACUAGCCCUCGAGAGCCACCUGUGUGCAAGGAGAAGGGUGAGAACGGCCUCUGCUUUAGCACAGCCUGCUUUGCCCUGAAGGGGUUUGACACAGGGCAGAGCUGCCCCACCUAAGGGCACACUGGAACAUAACUACUCCAAACGCCCCUUUGUGAGCUGUUACAGCCACUUGAUGGCCCCAAAGCACUUUCACAUAACUGCUCAGUUCCUCUAAAGAUCCCAGAGACAACAGUCUCCACAGGCUUGGCCAAGCAGACUGCCGCUUCUCUGGCCACUGGUCAGAAAUCCCAUUCUUCCCUUAUGAUAAGCAAGUCCUCCCAGCUGGUCACCCACCAAGGGAGGGGGUAGUUCAGAGAAGACCCGAGACCAUGAGGUAUGGCCCCUCUCCCUUUUCAUCUAGAGGUUCUGGCCUGAGUUAGUUACCUUCAGGAAGCUAACUCGAGCUUUCUUUACAUACAGCAGGGCCCAUGCAGAUCUAACUGUAGCCAGAGAACGCGGGGCUUCAUUUCUUGUACUGUCUUACAGACAGGGACACUAAAGUGCACAGAGGCUCAGGCUUGGCCCCGAGGGUCAGGCCAAAGCUGACCGAGUGUCCUAACUUCAAGGUUGUGGACACUGUUCUGUGCUGCUGGUGGCAUCUGAGUAACCCUUUCCUGACUGCAAGGGGUUAUUUAAGUUUUGUCUGUUUUAUAAAGCAAAGCUUUUCUUCCUUUGACAUGUACUUCAUUAUAAAAGAGUCAGGGCUCUAACACAAGACAUCAAUGAGUCUGGGUUUCUCUCGGUUCCCUACAGGAGCAUCCUUAGAGUCCACUGAGUGCCCUGCUCCAUCCUGCCAACUUACGGAAUCACUCAGGGAGCUCCUUAAAACACAGUUUACAGCUGGGCAUGGUGGCAUAUGCUUCUAAUCCCAGCACUUGGGGAGCAGAAGCGUGCGGAUCUUUGUGAGUUCAAGGCCCAGCCUGGUCUACAGAGCAAGUUCCGGGACAGCUGGGGUAGAAUGCAAUCUGUUUAGAAAAAGCUCCCUCAAGUGACAGCAUGGUGGUUUACUAGGUGUAGACAGUACUAAUAUAACCCUAUUAGAUGAAAAAAAAACAAGCAGCAGGGCAUGGUGGCUCCUGCACUUGGGAGGUGGAGGCAGGAGGAUCAGGAGUUCCAGGCCAGACUCCACUCUAUAAAGAGUUCAAGACAAGCAGGGGUUACGUAAGACAGGGCUGGGGAGCAGAGAUGUGGAUCUCAGUAAGUUCUAGGCAAGUCAGAGCUCCGUAGUGAAACCUUGUCCCUCCCUGUCGAAACAGAAAGAAAGAAAAGAAAAAGCUUCAGAAAGAAGAAAGGACUUUUCAGGUUCACAUAUGGAAUCUAAAGUGGUUUGGGUACCUGCGCUGGGUCUCUGAGAUAAACUCAAUCAUUCCUGGCAUGUAGAAUACCUCUGAAGACAACAUGAAUACCUAGAGGGGCAGCAAUGCAAGGACCCUGUACAGCAUCCCCAGAGAGUAAGAAAAGGCAGCAACAUCUAUAAAUAAAGCAGGUUCCCUACCACCCAGAGACACUGACCCACAGGCCCACACUCACCAGCCCAGGGGCUCUCGCACUCAUAGAGCAUCCAGUGGUCAG
Molecule: messenger RNA, 3500 nt
Organism: Chionomys nivalis (European snow vole)
Lineage: Eukaryota; Metazoa; Chordata; Mammalia; Rodentia; Cricetidae
Gene: Snx21
Product: sorting nexin family member 21
Exons: 3
Coding region: 171-1262 (363 amino acids)
Biological process (GO): protein transport
Cellular component (GO): early endosome membrane
Molecular function (GO): protein binding; phosphatidylinositol phosphate binding
Source: RefSeq, a predicted model, not a curated record